AUGAAUCCGUGGGUAAAUUACCCAUCUCAUUCAUGUUCACGUUCAUCCUAUGUUAAUGAUUCAUCCAGAUUUAAUCGGACCACCAACAACAUUAUACGUCCCUUAAUGGAAUACAACAAUUCGAAUGAUUCACCAAGCGAUAUACAAGUAAACACGUCCAAAAUGUAUCGUUUAAACAAGAAAAGAAAACAAUGCAUGGCAGAUGAACCGAUGGAACAUAGUUACGAUGAAUCACCAUUUUGUCAACAAGUACGUGAUAUUAAUGUUAAUUGUCCACAACCAUAUACAACAACAUCAACAUCAAUUAAUACAUCGAAAUUUAUUACUGAAGAAGCAAAACGUUUUGCACAAUCCCGCUAUCCAUACUCUCCGAUUACGUUAUUAUUUAAAUCUUCAAAAAUUAAUGAUAAGAUGAUCAUCAACGAAUUGAUAAACUACUGCAAAGAAAAUUAUUCAUUUGGCCUUGAUCUUGCUGGUUUUCAAGCUUUUGAUGGUGCAACAUUUUCAAUUGAACGUCAACCAGUUAUUCCUCCACAGCUAGUAGUCGUUAUUUCAAAUGUUAGUUAUACAACAAAUAUAUUAGAAUUUGAAAAGGACAUUAAAACAAGAUAUAACAAUAUUGUUAAAGUUGUUCGAUUAAAAAACAAGAAUCAAUAUGAUACAAAAUUUGUUAAACUUGAAUUUAACUCAUCAAAAGUACGUGAUGAAAUUUUAGCUAAAGGUUAUAUGAUGAUCAAUUACUUGAAGUAUGCGGUGAAAGAAUAUCUACCACAAGCAUCUAUACUGAUCUGCUCCAACAGUAUGGGACUGUGGCACUUCAGGAAACAAUGUAAACAAACUAGUACAACAUGUAAAGUUUGUUCUGAACAGUUUAAAGAUACUGUCAAUCAUCAAUGUCAAGGUGUAGUUAAAUGUCUACAUUGUGAUGGUGUACAUUAUUCAAAUGAUUUAAAAUGUAAAGUAAUUAAACAAUUUCGUGCAGAUCUCACUAGCUCUCUUUUAUCAUCAGCAUCAAAAUGA
Rotaria sp. Silwood2 is the source of this 1020-nucleotide messenger RNA. NCBI's taxonomy places the organism in Eukaryota, Metazoa, Rotifera, Eurotatoria, Philodinida, Philodinidae. The record is from the annotation of a GenBank genome assembly.